Gaeumannomyces tritici R3-111a-1 is the source of this 1902-nucleotide messenger RNA. RefSeq lists its product as hypothetical. The record is from RefSeq and is a predicted model, not a curated record. Bases 829 to 1707 code for a protein of 292 amino acids. The transcript has 3 exons. NCBI's taxonomy places the organism in Eukaryota, Fungi, Ascomycota, Sordariomycetes, Magnaporthales, Magnaporthaceae.
GAAGCAGAGACAGCUGGCCAUUGACGCAGCCACGCAAUUUUCCGGGCGGGGAUCUCUGGCGAGAUGAUCUGGGCAGGCACGGCCGGCUUCAGCUUCGAACCUGCCAUCCCUCCCAACAGCUGCCUCGUUUCAUCGCUCAGGUACGUGCCCGCGGUGCCUCAGCUGCUGUUAGCUCACAGCGUCCAACAAUGGGUCAAUAGGUCAAUGACACGGCUUCCCUCAAUUCCCAUCCCACCCAUUUCACCCCCGCCUUGUACCUUAGGUAGCACGUAGUACCUGCCCCUUGGUCACCCGCUGAAUGCCGGGCGUUGGAUGGAGCACAAUGGAUGAGCAAUGGAUGGAGCAAUGAAUGGAGCAAUCGUUUCAGGCCACAACUCUAGCAAGCUCUCGACCCCCAGCCAUCCACACACAUCACGUCCGCGUUAGGCAAUAGCUUGCUGCUCCCGGUACCAGGGCGUGCUUGGCCAGAGGUGGGGUCAGGCAUUGAGGUGCUGCAGCGAGAGGGCGCAGGGAGAGCAACGUGACCGGGCGGCACCAGGUUGACGCUUCAUAUAUCAGCCUAGGGACUCCCUCCCCCUCAGCUGUCCUCAUUAAGCUUCCCCUCUUCUUCAUUUCCCUCUCCCCCAUUGCCACCCUCAUCGUCGCAAAAAGCCAGGUAACUUCCAUCCCGUGUGCCUGCUCCCACACAAUUGACCAUCCGCACCACCACCAUUUAGCCCAUUGCUCCCUCCGUCCUUCAUCGCACCGGAACCGACACCUCUGUAAGGGAAUAGCAACAAACAGGUUUCGUCGUCCACCAAGACCUCAACACCCACACAAUUCUUCACCAUGGCACACAAGACAUCUGCAAUCCAGGGCGAGGAGCCUGUCGAGGUGCUCUUCGCCCUUCAGAACAAGUUCGACCUGCUGGACCUGGCUGGUCCCGUAGCGGCCAUGAAGGCGGCGCUUCAUGACAAGAAUGACCCGAACACUACGGCCUUCGAGAUCACGCUGGCUUCGGCCGAGUCCACGGUCCUUUCCGACCAGGGCGUCAUCAUCAACUCCCAGAUCACCUUCAAGGAGGCACACGAGCGCCUCAAGGACUUUGACGUUCUCGUCAUCGUCGGCGGCGACUCCGACAAUGUCAUAAAGACCAAGGCCGAGCCCCUCAGCCUGAUCACCAAGUUCUCCGAGAUCCAAAAGGAGGACCCCGCCCGCGAGCGCACCGUCCUGUCCAUCUGCACAGGCUCGCUCUUCCUCGCCCAAGAGGGCAUCCUCGCCGGCCUCUCGGGCACCACCCACCCAGACUUUAUGACGGCGUUUGAGAACCUGUGCAGCCACGCGGCCGUCAGGAACCUUGCCGAGCGGACCGACGUCAUCGAGGACGCGCGAUACGUCGUCAACAACCUUCGGUUCGAUCUCGGAGACGAGGACGAGAACCCCUACGUCCACCGCAAGACGGACAAGGCCGACGGCCGCCGCCCGUCCAAUGCCCGCAAGGGCAGCAUGUCCUUCAAGAGCUCCGGCCGCCGCGAGUCCAUCACGCGUCGCGCCGCGAUGCGCCUGGGAGGUCUCCGGGUCAUCACGAGCGGGGGAAACAGCGCUGGCAUUGAUGCGGCCUUGUAUCUUGUCAGCGCGCUUGUUUCGGACGAGGCCGCUGACGAGGCUGCUCGGGUGAUGCAGUGGACCUGGACCAAGGGCGUCGUCAUUGACGGCCUCGACGUCUAGAGGGGAGGACAGAGAACUCGGCCCGUGUGGAACAGGGCAAUAGCCUGGUCAUAUGCUGGCUGGAUAGUGAGUGUACAGAGAGAGAGCUGCGCGGGUUAAAUGUGCGCCAUACUCGACAAUGAAUAAAAAAGUAAAAUGAAAUGAAGCCACGCCAUGUCUGGAUUUCCGGUGCACCUGUGCUGUCGCCGUGCGGUU